Rhincodon typus (whale shark) is the source of this 3166-nucleotide messenger RNA. RefSeq names its product ankyrin repeat domain 13A (gene ankrd13a). Gene Ontology annotation, molecular function: protein binding. Gene Ontology annotation, cellular component: cytoplasm. NCBI's taxonomy places the organism in Eukaryota, Metazoa, Chordata, Chondrichthyes, Orectolobiformes, Rhincodontidae. The coding region runs from base 256 to 2046 and encodes 596 amino acids. The record is from RefSeq and is a predicted model, not a curated record. The transcript is spliced from 16 exons.
AUGGAACAUGUAGACCUGUCACUUUAUUCGUGAGCCUAGAAAGUAAUUAGCUAGUGUUUACCUGCCGGUCCACGCCAGACUUUAGUUUGGGCUGAACCACAAUUAAAGGGAGAAGGAGGGGGGAUACUGCUAGUGGCGAAAAUGGUUGAUAGUGGAAAAAAGCGAAGCAAAGCAUCAGGUCGUUCGACAAGCAAUAAUUAGAGGGAGGGGUUUAUAGAGGAAAGGGCGGAGGUCGAUUGAAGCUGAAGAACUAGGAUGUGUUCAUUGGAAGACAUCAGGAACAAAUACAAACUUCACCUGUUGGUCUGGCACAACCAGUAUAGAGAAGUUGAGGAAGAACUGAAACAACAUGAUAUUGAAGCAGUUGAUCCACGGGGUCGGACGCCAUUGCAUCUCGCUGUCUCACUAGGACACUUGGAAUGUGUCAACGUACUGCUUCGAAACAAUGCCUCUGUCGACAAGGAGAAUGCCAAAGGAUGGACAGUUCUACAAGAGGCAGUCAGCACAGGAGAUCCUGAGCUGUUGGAAAAAAUUCUUCAGUAUCGAGAUUACAAUCGAAUAAACUCGCAGCUGAAUGGAGUUCCAGAACUACUCAACAAGAUACAAAAGACUUCUGAUUUUUACGUGGAAAUGAAGUGGGAGUUUACCAGCUGGAUUCCCCUGGUGUCAAAGAUGUGCCCAAGUGAUGUGUACCGUGUGUGGAAGAGUGGUGCCAAUCUGCGAGUGGAUACAACCUUACUGAACUUUGAGAAUAUGAAGUGGGAAAGGGGCCAUCGCACCUAUAUGUUUCAGGGCAAGGCUGACUCAGCAGAAUUUAUAGAGAUAGACCACGAUAACCAAGUUGUAGACCGAGAACAUUUUACACUUUCAGAAGAGCAACAAGGCCUCGCUUUAUCCUCCAUAAGACCAACAAAGGACCAGAUUGCAAAUCGCCUUACAUCCCCUAUCGUUUCUACGUGCCUUGACACAAAAAAUAUAUCCUUUGAGAGGAACAAAUGUGGAUUCUGGGGCUGGCGGACAGAGAAGACUGAUGUUGUUCAAGCAUAUGAGGCCAAGGUUUUCACUGUGAACAAUGUUGAUGUGGUAACCAGAAGCCGAACAGAACACCUGACUGAUGAUGAGAAGACCAAAUAUAAAGAUGAUAAAAAUCUGCUUGAAUCUCUGCUGGGAAAAGUGGAGGAGCACAUCAGCCCACAGAAUGGGCACCUCAUUACAGAAACUGCAACUAUGAACAAUGUGACAUCCAUCACGCCAGAGGAAUAUUUCAACCCAGAGUUUGACCUUGGAGACAGAGAUAUUGGUCGACCUAUGGAGCUUUCUGUCAAAACACGCAAAUUUAAAGCAACACUGUGGCUGUGCGAGGAAUACCCACUGUCCUUCGUGGAGCAGGUUAUUCCAAUCAUUGAUCUGAUGGCAAGGAGCAGCAUACACUUUGCAAAACUCAGAGACUUCAUCACGUUACAGCUGCCACCAGGAUUUCCUGUCAAAAUAGAAAUCCCACUCUUCUACGUACUGAAUGCACGAAUUACUUUUGGAAACGUGAACGUAUGCAGCACAGAUAAGGCACUGACUCCACAAGCACAGAAAGGAUCACAGAGCAACUUGGUCAUGUCAACAUCUAAUGGAGGCUCUAAUUUUAAAGUGGAUCCAUCUGUUUUCACCAUACCAGAAAAUUACCACAUCCGUGGAAUGGGCAAGAAUAUGGGGCUUGACGUUGAGGAUGAGAAUGAUCAGUUGAUCCAGUUUGCAAUUCAGCGGAGUUUGCUGGAUUGUCACUCUGGUGGUGAAGAUGUGUGGGAGAUGCCAUCCAGCGAGAAUUUACAGUUGGAGCAGAAUUUGAACCAAGAUGAUGAAAGGGCAAUCAAUGAAGGCAUUACAAUAGGUUGCCAUGGCUCUCGCAGCACAAAUGAGUACUCUACUUACAACACUCAACUACAAAUUGCCAUGGAGCUUUCUGCCAAAGAACUUGAGGAACAGGAGGAAAGACAGAGAGAAGAGGAGGCUAUGCUGAAGCAAAUAUUGGAGCUUUCCCUACAGGAGAAAUGAAGGCUGGUCAUGGGCCAACUGAAACGGGUUCACAGCACUUUAAUAAUCUGUUACAACCAUGAAAUUAAUCUGACUUUUCUUAAAGUAUAUGUUUCCUCCAUAUUUUUAUCAUCUGACUGAACGUUCAGCACCUGGCUGGCAGCAUGUAUCAACAGUUCUUUCAUCACAGAUCCAGGGUGUAGAUAACAUUGUUAGUUCACUGGGAAUUAGCCUCUCACGCAAACCUUACAGACAAAAUUUGUCUUAGAAGCCAAAGUAUCAUUUAUUGACUUGGUUCCAAAGCAGAACUGCAUUAUAGUGAGCCUUCUGAUGUGAUGGUCUUGUUGAGCAUACCUUCCAGUGCUGUAUAGGACACAAUGAUCGCAAACAAAUCAGCUUGUUCCUGCAUCAAAAUAAACUUCUCAAAACAACAGACAAGCAAACAUUAGAACUUUUAACAAAAUACAUGUAUUGAUAUUUUCAAUCUGUGCAAAUACUUCUACUGAUGUUACCAAUGCCGUAGGAUGCACCAGGAAUGAUACAAGCAAAGCUACAUUUAUUAUCCAUCCCUAGUUGCCUCAAAAUAGUGAUUGCAAACCAUGUGAUCAUGAGGGUAGGCAAAGCCCUGGUUCCAUAUCUCAUCCUAUGUUUAGGCAAUUCUUGCAUGCUCACAAUUUCCAGGAGUGAGCGCUGGAUAGCGUUAUUCCACACCUAAGCUCCAGCUAAGGUAAGCUAAGACUGUAAGACUUUGUCUAUACCAGCAGAUAUUGAUACUGACUCAAAAUGCCAUAUGGUGUUGAAGCAAGGGGGUGGGCAUACAUGUUGAGUUAUCAUUGAGCUUUGUUUGCAGACUGUAAAUGAUGAAUGUAGCAUUUGAUCUUGCCAGGUUUCACAAGUGAAUGCCCAUACUCCUAUCUUCGUACAUAGCUCUGACAGUAGUAUAAUGUGAAAUUCUUUUUACUCCAUUGGGGGAGGGACAGGGGCAGAGGAGGAGAAACAGGUAACAAACCUAUCCUAAUCAUUUCAGAUUUGUAAAUUAAUGAGAACUUUAACUUAUACUUUGAAAUAACAUGGUACUAUAGUUUCACUUUUCUGUAAUAAUUACAUUUGAAGAAAAUUAAACUUUCUUGACUGCAGUGAA